Molecule: messenger RNA, 314 nt
Organism: Staurois parvus
Lineage: Eukaryota; Metazoa; Chordata; Amphibia; Anura; Ranidae
Source: the annotation of a GenBank genome assembly
UUAUGGAGUAAGAACUGCACCGGUUUCAAGGCUCCCCGAGAGAGGCUGAAUGGUAUGAAGUGGCGGUGAGAAUUUUUGCGGGGAGGUUUCCAGGCCCCCCCGGGCCUUACGUAUGUUUGCAGAUGUCGAAGUGCCUGCACACUCCCUACUUGAAUCGGGUUGGAUGCACUCCAAAAGAUGAACAAACAAAACCAGCGCUCCAAUCCUCAUGCAAACUGGAAAAAUGUCAGGAUGCCAAACGAAGAGGUGCUGCCCUUCAAAGAUCGGGAAAUCUGACCACUGAUAAAAAAGAACAGACAAGGGCACACUCUCAU